AUGGUCAGCAUUUCAGUUGGUGGCCUCCAUGGAGGUCUUCAGCAUUUCCUCACCUUAAUGAUAUUUAUGGUUUCAUUAUAUUCGAUUGUAAUUCAAGCUUCGGAUACCUGGCAACGUUUGCCCUCUUUGGAAACCUUUUCUAGCUAUGAGGAUAUGCAACGCUAUUUUGAUCAGCGUAAAUUGCGUAGUAUGCGUCACAUUGAUAAUCCCACAGAUGAUACCUAUCUGAAUGCUUUCAAUCAAUAUAAUGAGCAGCAUAUCAAUGAGAAUCAUUCACGUCCCAAGCGAGAAGAACGCAAGUUGCCAACUGCACCACGAAUGUUACGUUUUGAGCUCUCCGAUGCAGUAGAACCAAGUGCCGAAGUGAAACAAAUGAUUAGGAUUCAUCAUGAGCGAGCUUUGAAGAAUAAUGCUACUCCACAGCCAACUACAGUGAAACCUCUGAUUGUAAAUACCACGCAGGCUACAAAAAGUGGUAGAAUGCGAAAACCACGUCGCUCUAGACGUUCCACCAACAAUGGUUCACUACGUCAGCCAGCCAAUUUUAAAGUGCAAAUGAUUCCAUUUGAGGCCACUGAUGCCAGAGAACCCGAUGCUAUAACCGCUCAAUUGAUUAAACAGGCUAGAGCUUUGGAUUUAAGUAAAAGUCCACCUUCUCAGACAGCUCCAGUGGAAGUAGAUAUCAAGAAGCCACGAAAAUCGGGAGUUCAAGUGCGCAUACGUAAAACAAAGCGUAGUAAACGUUCGACACCGCCGCAAAUGUUCAAAUUCGAACUAGCCGAUGCUAAGGAUGGCCUACAUAUGCCUCAGCAAGAACGUAAGGGUAAAGAGUUGCCCACUCUACUGACCAUGGAGACUCAAAUGAGGGGAAAUCAAACUCAAAUGGCAACCACACCAGCGCCUCGCCUGGAUGAUAAUGUCAUCCACACUGGCGAGUCCUCAUCUGCGGAAUCGAAACGUAUUUAUGUCUAUAAAGAAGUUCCAACUAAGACAAAAAAGUCCAUAACUGCCCUGCCCCACGAAGUGCAAAAGGUAAUUAGUCAUUUGAUGUUAAAAGAUGGCGGUCAUGGGGGAGGAAAGGCCUAUAUCAAGUAUUUACCUGCCCAGAAAAAUGAUUACGAGCACUUUAAGAAGUCGAUUCCAUCGUAUAGCCUAAAGCCCACAACGUAUGUGAAAUAUUUGCCCGUUAAGUCCUCAGUGGAGCCGGCACAUCAGGUUCAGGUGCAUAUACAGCCUGUGCCCGUGGUGGAGCAGUUGCGUUAUGUCUACAAGCCAAAUUAUGCCAAGAUUUAUGCGGCUCCAACUCCCACGAUAGCUCAACCCAUUGUGGUGUCAGAGGCAGCACCAGCGCCGACUACAAUCACCGAGGAAGUGCAUCACACCUAUACAGCGGAUCUAACUGCACCAGCACCACCUCCGCUGCCACCUCCAAGUGAUAUAAUUACUCCACAAUUUCGCCCCUCUAAGCCGGAUCCACUGCAGAACGAUCAAUAUGGCUUACCAGUUGCCUCACCGCUAAUCAAGAUUGAAUAUCAUGCUCCAGCCGAUAGCCUGAAUGAGCAUUAUAAGCAGUUACCCGAAUUUCAGCAGUUGUCCUCGCUAAUUGGCAAGUCACCCGAUGAUCAAAUCCAUGGUCUAACCUAUUUGCUGGCCAAAGAAAUGCAAACCAAACUCCAGCGACAGGGUAAACAAUUGCUGGUGGAUCGGCCACAAGAUAGCACUGCACCCAUUCUCUUCCAUCCAUCGCAAGUGGCUGCACCUGCUCCGACUCCACCGGUAGUUCAUGGCUCCUUGGGCGUUCAGCCAGGACGACUUAUUGGCAUGGCCAAGACCAAGCAAUAUGUGCCAAUUAUUGAGCCAGGCAACAAUGAUGUCAAGGAGCUGCCUGCAAUUGCAGCUAAGCAAUUGCCCACGCCCAGUUCUUUCAUUGAUUUCAUACCCGGUCAUGGACUCUCGCAUGGCUAUGAAGGUGUCAAGAACGAGGACGAAGUUCAACCUCUGACCACUAAAGUAGAGCAUGUGGUGGUACAUCAUCAUCAUCUUGCCCCUGAGCCCCAUGAGCAAUUGGCCACUGCAUUGCCAGCACAUUUGGGUGAAAGCGAGAAAAAUGCUCUGCAUUAUGUUAGCACCAGCCACGAGGAUAAAUCGCUACAGCAGUACGCCUCAAAGUAUGCUUUUGGUUAUCGCAUACGUGAUUUUCAUACUGGCAACGAUUUUGGACAUAAGCAAAAUCGUGAUUUGCAUGGCGUGACACGCGGUCAAUAUCACAUACUAUUGCCAGAUGGACGCAUACAGAAUGUCAUUUAUCAUGCCGAUGAUACGGGCUUUCAUGCGGAUGUGAGUUUCGAGAAUGGAAAGCAUUAA
This is a messenger RNA of Drosophila willistoni, 2364 nucleotides long. RefSeq lists its product as uncharacterized. Gene Ontology annotation, cellular component: extracellular matrix. The transcript has 4 exons. Bases 1 to 2364 code for a protein of 787 amino acids. The record is from RefSeq and is a predicted model, not a curated record. NCBI's taxonomy places the organism in Eukaryota, Metazoa, Arthropoda, Insecta, Diptera, Drosophilidae.